AUGAUCGAAAGAUUUCAAAUUUCUUAUGCAGGACUUGGAGGAUUCCGUUCCGCCUUCAACAUGAACGUUCUGCCACCGUUCCUGGCCGCACUGCAACAAAAUCCGUUGGCCUUACAGCAACAAUUGCUUGGAUUGACCGGUGGAUUGAGCGGUGUUUCACCGGGACCUGACGAAGAGGACGAGAUUGAGAACAGCACCACUACUGAACCGGAAGACUUGACGAUGAGGUACGGUCUUCCACCUUGUUUUGGGGCCCUUUGUAAUGGUUUCAUAGGGAAGGGUGUUUCGCAAAGAUGCACAUUGGAGGAUCAUCAUGGGGAAGGCGGCACGUCACUGGGCGGUCCGUCAUGGUCCUACGAGGAACAGUUCAAGCAGGUACGGUCUAUUUUGACUUAUAGGACAAUCAUUCAAUUGAAAUUUCUGUUAGAUGCCUAA
This is a messenger RNA of Ostertagia ostertagi, 435 nucleotides long. The record is from the annotation of a GenBank genome assembly. Lineage: Eukaryota; Metazoa; Nematoda; Chromadorea; Rhabditida; Trichostrongylidae.